UUGAACGCUUUCCAGCCAAUCAGAUUGAGGCUUCGAGGGAGGAGCCGUUGGUGCACUCUGAUCAAGUUUGUACGCCCUGCACCACAUACAAAACAGCACCUGAGAGAAGUUCUGCUUGUACUGAACUGAGUGAAUAUUCAACACGUACAGACUUUGAAAGUUAUGGGGAAAGAUCCGAAUAAGCCGAGAGGGAAGACUUCGUCCUACGCCUUCUUUGUGCAGACAUGCCGGGAGGAGCACAAGAAGAAGCACCCGGACACGGCGGUCAACUUCUCCGAGUUCUCCAAGAAAUGCGCCGAGAGAUGGAAGACCAUGUCUCCUAAGGAGAAAUCAAAGUUUGAGGAAAUGGCCAAAAACGACAAGGUACGUUACGACCGGGAGAUGAAAAACUACGUGCCACCCAAAGGCGCAAAGAAAGGGAAGAAGAAGAAGGACCCGAACGCACCCAAGAGACCACCAUCUGCAUUCUUCAUCUUCUGCUCUGAUCACCGGCCAAAGGUGAAGAGCGAGAACCCGGGCAUCUCUAUCGGUGAUGUUGCGAAGAAGCUGGGUGACCAGUGGUCCAAACUAUCAGCCAAGGAUAAAACUCCGUACGAGCAGAAGGCCAUGAAGCUGAAGGAGAAAUACGAGAAGGACAUUGCUGCGUACCGCGCCAAGGGAGGAAAGACAGACGGUGCGAAGAAAGGCGGACCAGGGCGGCCAGCGGGCAAGAAGGCAGAAGUCACAGAUGAUGACGAUGAAGACGAGGAUGAAGAGGAUGAGGAGGAAGACGACGACCUGGAUGAUGACGACGACGAGUAAAUUUAUCAGGAAUUUUGUGUUGAUUUGUUUGCAAAGCAAUGUGAAAAGCGUUUCUUUUUAAAAAAAUAAAUAACUUUUUUUUUUUUUUUUUUUCAAAACAUGUACAGAGAUGUGUAUAGAUGAAAUACAUAUUCAGGUCAUGUACUGUUUUGUAAAUUUAACAGUCGGUUUUGUUAAGCACUGCCUCUUUUUUUUUUUUUUUUUUUUUUUUUUUUUUUAAAUAUCUCAAGCUGUGGUUUCUCUCUUGUCUCUAUGAAAUUUGUUUCCACUGGCAUUGUAAGGAAAAACGAGGAACACGGAUGUGUAGUUUAAUCCUCAAAACAAUUUUUUAGACGUUGAGCUUUGAAAUAUUGUGUAGACGUUUUUUAUAAUAAAAUUUUGUAUAUUAUGAUAA
This is a messenger RNA of Pangasianodon hypophthalmus (striped catfish), 1195 nucleotides long. It is a transcript of the gene hmgb2a, whose product is annotated as high mobility group box 2a. NCBI's taxonomy places the organism in Eukaryota, Metazoa, Chordata, Actinopteri, Siluriformes, Pangasiidae. Gene Ontology annotation, cellular component: nucleus. The transcript is spliced from 5 exons. Gene Ontology annotation, biological process: regulation of transcription by RNA polymerase II. Bases 163 to 801 code for a protein of 212 amino acids. Gene Ontology annotation, molecular function: DNA binding, bending. The record is from RefSeq and is a predicted model, not a curated record.